CGCCGAGGGGGCGUUGUCCCGAUGGUUCCGCAGCCCGGGGACCUCCGUGAGCCGCGCUGAGGGCGGCCCGUGACGAGGCGGCGGCGGGUCAGGGAGUGGCGUCCGAAGGCACACCUCGGAGCUAUUGUGGGUUCGGUUCCAGGCCCCCGCAAUAAAGUGAGUAUCACAACAAAGUGAGUAGUCUUUUUGCUGGUGAAGAGGGCCUUGCCUUCAAGUUGUAGAAAAUGCAGCGUCUGUGGAGUACAAGAUAGUGACGCCCGAUGAAACAAGGUCUCCUGCACCCGAGCAUGGACCCGGUGGCGGCACACGGCUGCCACCUGCUGCAGCAGCUGCACGAGCAGCGCAUCCAGGGCCUGCUCUGCGACUGCACGCUGGUGGUGCGGGGCGUCUGCUUCAAAGCGCACAAGAACGUCCUGGCCGCCUUCAGCCAGCGCUUCAGGAGCCUCUUCCAGAAUUCUUCAGGCCAGAAGAAUGAUGUUUUUCACUUGGAUAUUAAAAACGUAAGCGGCAUUGGGCAGAUCCUGGACUUCAUGUACACGUCUCAUCUAGAGCUUAACCAGGACAAUGUACAGGUGAUGCUGGACAUAGCGCAGUGUUUGCAAGUUCAAAACGUUCUGAAUCUGUGUCACACGUUUUUAAAAUCAGCCACUGCGGAACAGCCCCCGGGCCUGCCGUGCAGCAGUGCAUUCUCCCUGCAGAGCGCCCCGACUCCGGACGCCAGCUGUGUUGUCAGUGAAAGCUACUCCCCUCACGUCCUGCCAGAGUGCGUGGCGGAUGCCCAGCACAGUAAGGCCUCGGGCGCGCCGCACUCGCGGGCUGCACCGUCCAUUCCCCCUCACCGCCCCGCCGGUGAGACGUCGAAACAAGCCCCCGAGACCUUAGACAGCGGCUGCGCAGAACUGCCGUUCAAACAGCCAAAUUACUACUACAAGCUCAGAAACUUGUACAGUAAGCAGUACUACAAACAAGCCACUUGUCCCAGUCACGAGAGAAUAGUCGAGCAGCCUUUCGCCGUCGGCCCGUCCACAGACCUGACAGCUGCGGAAAGCCAGCCUUGUGUGGCCGGUCAUUCCGAAUGCGCCCUGCCGGCCGCGGAGCGCUUACCUCCCAACCUCCUGGCCCAGCCUCUGAGCGAGCCUGCCCCAGACCCCGAGUCGGACGACACGUGCCAGCAACCUACCAAACAGAUGAGGCUCAAAAAGGCCAUUCACCUGAAGAAGCUCAAUUUCCUGAAGUCACAGAAAUGUGCAGAGCAAACUUCUGCACCUAAGUCGGAUGAGGGCUUAACAAAGAGGAUGGACUCUGCUAGUGAAAACAGCGCAGAGAAAGCCAGCAGUCGAAGUGCCGAAGACAAAGGCAGGGAAGAGCCGGUCGGUUCUGGGGAUUUUAAUUGUGUUAAUGACACGGAGAGGCCUGAGGAGCUUGUGGCACUAGAAGACCAGUCCCAGAUGCUGCAGUCCCAGAGACAGUACGCAUGCGAAUUGUGUGGAAAGCCUUUUAAACACCCGAGCAAUCUGGAGCUUCACAAGCGGUCUCAUACAGGUGAGAAACCUUUUGAAUGUAACAUUUGUGGGAAACAUUUCUCUCAGGCAGGUAACUUGCAGACUCACUUACGCCGGCAUUCCGGGGAAAAACCGUACAUCUGCGAAGUCUGCGGCAAGAGGUUUGCAGCCUCUGGUGACGUCCAGCGUCACAUUAUUAUUCACUCGGGGGAGAAGCCGCACUUGUGUGACAUCUGUGGCCGAGGGUUUAGCAACUUCAGCAACCUGAAGGAGCAUAAGAAGACACACACGGCCGACAAGGUGUUCACUUGUGACGAGUGCGGGAAGUCUUUCAACAUGCAGAGGAAGUUGGUAAAGCACCGGAUCCGGCACACGGGGGAGCGGCCCUACAGCUGUUCGGCCUGUGGAAAAUGCUUCGGGGGAUCCGGGGACCUCCGCAGGCACGUCCGCACGCACACCGGGGAGAAGCCGUACACGUGUGAGAUCUGCGACAAGUGCUUCACCCGCUCGGCGGUGCUGCGGCGGCACCGGCGGAUGCACUGCCCGGCCGACGACGAGGGCCGGGACGCCCUGCAGGAGCUCGCGCACGCCUUCGAGGCCUCCGACCUGGACAGGGCCCAGCUCUCGGAUUCGUUUUCCCAAGACGUGUCUGUACCUGUGGUGCCCGCGUCUGCUAAGCUCCCCGGCCCCCCGGGGGAAGAGUCGAUGGCAGAGCUGGACGGCCACCCCGCCGGCUCCUACUGUAAAUUCCGGCCUGCGGCUCAGCCGCAUGGAGUCGGCGACCAGGAGAAGCUAACUUUGGAUCCCGGCAAACUUGCCAAGGCCCCGGGGCAGCAUGCGCAGCAUCAGGCCUUUGCUUACUCGGCCGCAGACGCCUCCACCAGCGACGGGCCGCUGCCGGCCGACGGCAUGGCCACCAUCCGCUCCUCUCUGGCCACUUUGGACAAUCACUGCGGCGACCCCCUGGGUGGCCGGGUGUCGGCCACAGCCUACAGGAACUCAGAAGGCCAGUUCUUCUCCAGCAUGACGCUGUGGGGGCUGGCGAUGAAGACGCUGCAGAACGAAAAUGAGCUGGAGCAGUGACGCCGACGCCCGUGCCCCUCGGCGCCCGGGGCCGGCUCAGUUCAGCAGGCCCGUGUCCAGGGCAGCGCCGCUCCCGGCAGCGCCCUCUCUGACCAGCCCAGGCCCGGCUGGAUCGUUCCCCUCCCCGCGCCCCCCCCCCAUGUGGCUUAGCUGGAAGCCUUGUGAGCUCAGGGCUUGGGAGGAAAGGCCGCGGGCUCACGGGGAAGCAGACGCGCGCGUGGGAUUGGGUACCAACAGGGGCCAGAGGCUGGAGGAGCCACUCGCUCACUGUGGCCGACAUGAUAGCGUUAGAUGGCACCAACUACUGUACCGUAUGGUCAUGCUAAAGGGGAAAAUAUAUGUAAUACAAAUAUUUCUGCAUUUUUAUAUGAUUGAAAUUUGUCGCAUUUUGUAUUUUUAUUUACACAGAUUUUAUUUGUAUAAGA
Molecule: messenger RNA, 3010 nt
Organism: Pteronotus mesoamericanus
Lineage: Eukaryota; Metazoa; Chordata; Mammalia; Chiroptera; Mormoopidae
Gene: ZBTB49
Product: zinc finger and BTB domain containing 49
Exons: 9
Coding region: 261-2585 (774 amino acids)
Biological process (GO): regulation of transcription by RNA polymerase II
Cellular component (GO): nucleus
Molecular function (GO): DNA-binding transcription factor activity, RNA polymerase II-specific; protein binding
Source: RefSeq, a predicted model, not a curated record